Paramecium tetraurelia is the source of this 807-nucleotide messenger RNA. RefSeq lists its product as uncharacterized. The record is from RefSeq and is a predicted model, not a curated record. Gene Ontology annotation, biological process: axoneme assembly. The transcript is spliced from 3 exons. NCBI's taxonomy places the organism in Eukaryota, Ciliophora, Oligohymenophorea, Peniculida, Parameciidae.
AUGGCAACAUUUUAGGAGAGGUUUAAAGGGAAGACGACAGUGAUGGGUAGAAAUGGAUUGGAAUCAGUUUUGAAUACAUGUCAAUAGCCCAUCAAAAAGGAACUUGAUUAUCAAAAUAAACCACCUCUAAUAUACUAGCCUCUCUAGCAAUAAACAAAUAUUCAAAUAUCUCCAAUAAAAAUUUAAUACAACAAACAGACUAACAACUAAACCCUCUAUUAACAUAAUCCAUAUAUUGGGGAACAAUAGAUACAAGACUCUCUUUAAUACUUAAGUCAACAAUAAUACUUUCAGCCUAUAGCAAAUUAUCAAGUAGUUUCAGAACCACAAAAGAAAGAGGAUACUCGAUCAAAAUCAGCGAAAUAAUAAUUAGAUUCAGCAGAUGAAUCACACCGCUACAAACCAUACACUCUAAAGGAUUAUGAAAUUAUGAAGAAGACUGCCAAUGCAAAAUUAGGAGGCUUGGGUCCCAAUCUAAGUGGAGAUGAAUGGGCAAAAGAAAAGGAGAAAGUAUUGAAACGUUAAGAAUUUGCAGAGUAAGUGAGAUAGUUCAAUUCAACAAACAUAAUAACAACGAAAAUAAGAGAACCCAAGCAAUCAGAACCUAAUGCAAGAACCAAAGCAAUGGAUUUUGCUAGAAAUAUUCCAAAACCCCAAAUAAGGAAAAAAGAUGAAUAGCCUAUUAAAAGCAUUCCAAAUAGACCUUCAGAAAACAAUAAUAUUAGCAGAGAUCCAUUUGAUGAUGAAAUUGCUCGUCUUGAGAAAGAACACUUAAAGUAUUUAAACUAAUUGGAUAAAAUGAAAUGA